This is a messenger RNA of Aspergillus bombycis, 978 nucleotides long. RefSeq lists its product as uncharacterized. Bases 1 to 978 code for a protein of 325 amino acids. NCBI's taxonomy places the organism in Eukaryota, Fungi, Ascomycota, Eurotiomycetes, Eurotiales, Aspergillaceae. The transcript has 2 exons. The record is from RefSeq and is a predicted model, not a curated record.
AUGCCUCACAAGCAUAAGCGGAAGCAAAAUGACGCGGAUAUCUACGACCUCCCACCUACUAUGAUCGCAAAGUCUCUACCGGUCCGCGAUCCCAAUUCCAAGAACAAAAAAACAAAAAAGAAUGUCAAGGACAACAAGCCCCAAGAUAAACUCCAAGCCCGUCGGAAAUCUGCUGUAGACGAUGAUACCCCCAAAGCUUUUCGCCGGUUGAUGCAGUUUCAGACGCAGGGAAAACAGGCGCCAUCGAAACCAAAUGCUGGCGAGAAUAAGAAGCGGAAAAGAGGAGCGGAAAACACUGAUAAUGCGACACAAAACACGCGCAAGAAGGCUGCCCCUGCGGCGGCAGUGGAUCAGAGCACCGAUGCCGAACCCCAAGUGAAGCCGAAGAUUCUUCCAGGAGAGAAGUUGUCAGAUUUCGCGGCGCGAGUCGACCGCGAAAUGCCUAUCGCCGGAAUGAAGAGAUCUGGUAAACCCACAAAGUCGGAUCUCGCUGAUAUUCGUGAGCACAAAGUAACGAAACAUGAGAAACAUUUGCUCCGACUACAAUCGCAGUGGCGGAAGGAGGAGGUGGAGAUCCAAGAACGUGAGGCUGCUGAGCGUGAAGAGCGAGAGGCAGAAUUGGAAGACCAAUUAGAACUAUGGAAGGAGUGGGAAGUGGAGGCAGGCCAGGGCAAGGCGAAAAAGAAGGGAGCUGGUGCGAGAAAGAAGGGUGGACAGGGUGCCGAUAAAUCAGAUCCUUGGGCUAAGCUGAAGAGCAAGGACCGUUUGAAUAAACCGGCGAAUCCUUUCGAAAUUGCUGAGGCACCGCCACAAUUGACGAAGCCAAGGGAGAUUUUCAAGGUCCGAGGCGGUGCUAAAGUCGAUGUUGCUAAUGUGCCGACUGCUGUCGGUAGCUUGAGAAAAAGAGAGGAGUUGGCUAACGAGAGGAGAACUAUCGUGGAGGAGUACCGGAGGUUGAUGGCUGAAAAGAGGCGAUAA